UUUGCGGAAGUGAAGACGGUUGGAAAGAAUAAAUUAAAAUAGCAACCGUUCCCUAAGGUAGAACGAAUGUUUCACUUGCGGCAGUAAGCAAAGAUGCAGACGGAUGAUGAUGAUGAUUCUCAUUCUCAUUCUCAUGAUUCUCAUUCUCAAAACGACUUGGUGAAGACUUCCGGGAGUUUUUGCGUGCUCGUUGGAGUCACUGGUAGCGUGGCUGCCCUGAAACUUCCUCUUUUGGUCUCUGAACUUCUUCACCUCCCAGGGGUGGAUGUAAGAGUGGUCACCACUGAACAUGCACAGCACUUCUAUAACCCCGAAGAGGUUUCAGUAAAAGUUUAUAGUGACAAAGAUGAGUGGGAGAUGUGGAGUGAGAGAUCUGACCCGGUGCUACACAUUGAGCUCAGGCGCUGGGCAGACCUGCUCAUCAUCGCCCCCCUUGAUGCAAACACGCUUGGAAAGAUUGCUAAUGGUAUUUGUGACAACCUGCUGACGUGUGUGGUGAGAGCCUGGAAUACUAGUCGCCCCCUCCUCUUCUGCCCUGCGAUGAACACUUCUAUGUGGCAGCAUCCCAUCACAGCCCAGCAAGUACACAGGCUGAAAGAGUUUGGCUAUGUGGAAAUCCCCUGCAUUGCAAAGAAGCUGGUGUGUGGAGACAAAGGCAAAGGCGCCAUGGCGGAGGUGUCGACUAUCAUCACCGUUAUCAAGCAGUACCUUCAGCAAACCAGUGAGGCAUCUCCACAAACAUGAACAGCAGAGCAGGCAACACUUUCACUGACUUGUAUCGUUUCACCGAAGCAAGACGUCUUUGUUUGUUACUUCCUCUUUUUACUCACUGGCGACUUUUUACUCACUGCCCCCCCCCCACACACACACACACUGCCUGGCCAAAGCAAUGCCAGAAUACAGCCAUCCAUCCAUUUUCUGUACCACUUAUCCUCACAAGGGUUGCACGUGAGCUGGAGCCAAUCCCAGCUGACUUUGGGUGAGGGGCGGUGUACACCUUGAACUGGUCACUAGCCAAUCGCAGGGCACAUAUUAACUAACAAUCGUUAACACUCACAUUCAGACCUACGGACCAGAGAACCGUGGGGAGAGCAUGCCAACUCCACAGACAAAUGCCGAAUAAAGCCCAAUGAAGUUAUUUUUCCUCAUCGAUUCAGUGUCAUUCAAAAGAAAUUUGACAGUUUAAGUUAAGAUGAAAGUCACUGAUGGUGUAGUGGAACACUCGCCUGACUUUGGUGUGGGCAGUGUGGGUUCAAUUCCCACUCAGUGACGGUGUGAAUGUGAGUGCCAAUGGUUGUCCGUGUCUAUAUGUGCCCUGCGAUUGACUGGCGACCAGUUCAGGGUGUAGUUCGCCUUUUGCCUGAAGUCACCUGGAAUAGGCUCCAGCGCCCCACGACCCUGAGCAUGAUAAGUGUGUUGAAAAUGGAUGGAUGGAUGGAAGUUAAGACAACAUUAUUAUUGGAACCUGAGAAUGUUUUUUCCCCCAAGGUGGCCUUUAUCUGCUAUCAGUUGGGGCAUAACUCAGUCCUUACCUCCCUAAACGACCCUGACGCGCCCACUUGUCAGCACACAGAGUUGCAUUGUUGAUUUCUGUACAUGGGAGUAGGGAAGACAGUGCAUACCAAGGGGCUUCAGACCCACGGAGCACACAGAAUAAAAUGCAUACAACAUUCUUUGAACAAAAGUACUGCUAAAAGCGCUCAUUGAUCAAUAAUUAAACAUUUCCGUCUAGUCGUCAGUAGUUUGCGCAUACACCGGAUUGGAGAGGCCUGAUGGAAUACACUGCAAUUGUUAGCCACCAUGAAUUAUUUCUUUGUAAUUUUUAUUGAUUAAUUUUUUUUUUUACAAUAAAAUAAAUAUAUCAUCCGCUUUCUCUCAUGGCUGACACCGAGGCGCUCGAAAGUGACCACGCCAGCGAACUAUCCAAAGGAAAAAUUUAUUUUUGGGACGUAGGCAUAGCUAGCCAGCUAACUGCAUGUAGCAAUUGUCCCGGAUAACUGCUGAUGCAAACAGAGGCUCUCAAAUUCUUAUAUAGUGGAGGAGGGGCAACUCAUGCAGACUAGCCGCCUACCACUCAAGCUGUUGACUCUCAGAAAUGUAUCUAAUUUUGAUGCGGCUUUGGAUCUGCCAGACCUCUUUGCGUCAGUUUCCCCCCAUUUUCUGAGCGCCUUUUGAUGGCGAAACAGACUGUACUCACUGUCAUCUUGACUUUCUUUGCAAUUUCUCUGUAGAAAGACUGCCGCUUAUGUGUUUUGAUGGUCUGUCGGUCUUGUCUCUCUUUCAUUUUCAAUGAACCUUUUCUUGUAUUGUUUAUAGCAACACUACACUACUGUUCCAAUAGUGGCUGUGAAUAUUCUCAUUCAUUCAGGUCAUGCGUGCCUCUAUUUUAGGGAAUUCUUUCUGCACUUAAAUGCGGCCUACAGCUGUCCGAUCUAGCCUUGGUGCAUGAACUGAUGAAACUUGCUCAGAUGACAACUGAAACAUCUUCUAAGACAAACAGAACCGUGCAUCCAAUCCAUCCAUUUUCUGAGCCGCUUCUCCUCACUAGGGACACGGGCAUGCUGGAGCUAUCCCAGCUAUCAUCGGGCAGGAGCGGGGGUACACCCUGAACUGGUUGCCAGCCAAUCGCAGGGCACAUACAAACAAACAACCAUUCGCACUCACAUUCACACCUACGGGCAAUUUAGAGUUGUCAGUUAACCUACCAUGCAUGUUUUUGGGAUGUGGGAGGAAACCGGAGUGCCCAGAGAAAACCCAUGCAGGCGCGGGGAGAACAUGCAAACUCCACACAGGCGGGGCCGGGGAUUGAACCCCAGUCCUCAGAACUGUGAGGCAGACGGUCUAACCUGUCGUCCACCGUGCCCCCCUGAACUGUGCAAUUGCUAUCUAUUUAAUGCUCUUCGAAUGGUCAAAUAAUUCUUACUAGGGAAUUGUGCCACAGUGUUCCAAACGUACUGUUAUGCAGACAGACGGCGUUGUAAGUAGACAAGUUGGCACACUUGUAGGAAUUGGUAACACCAACUUUCAAGGCUUAAUCAGCAUCCAUUGCUGCAGAACAGCUUUGAGUUAUUAACCCAUGUCUUGUUAACUUAAAAAGCCUUUUGUAUAAUUCUGAAAUUCACAUAAUCUUUCCGUUUUGGUUCACCUUGCCUGUUUGUUUAACCCCUGGCAGUUUACCACUGACCUUUGUACAAUUUUAAGCUAUUCAUUUGACUUGAACUGCUCGACUUUCAAAACAAAACUUGAGAAAUUGGGAUGUUCUAAAACGUUUGACCAGUAAUUACAUCAGCUCCACAGCCAAUCUCUUAUCUCUGAACAUGACUAUGUGCAGCCUGUGUUAUAAACUUGUUUAACACUAUAACUAUUGGUCAGUGUAUGUUCUGUGCAAUUAUAAUAUUUGCCAUUGGUUGUUUAUAGAUUGCAUGCUGUGAAAUAAAUGACUCAGUUCCUGUCA
Phycodurus eques (leafy seadragon) is the source of this 3454-nucleotide messenger RNA. RefSeq names its product phosphopantothenoylcysteine decarboxylase (gene ppcdc). Gene Ontology annotation, molecular function: FMN binding; phosphopantothenoylcysteine decarboxylase activity. Gene Ontology annotation, cellular component: phosphopantothenoylcysteine decarboxylase complex. Bases 94 to 744 code for a protein of 216 amino acids. The transcript is spliced from 5 exons. Gene Ontology annotation, biological process: coenzyme A biosynthetic process. The record is from RefSeq and is a predicted model, not a curated record. Lineage: Eukaryota; Metazoa; Chordata; Actinopteri; Syngnathiformes; Syngnathidae.